UCCCAAAGUUGCAAAACAUGGCUACCUUGCCUGCCGAGCCAAGCGCGGGGCCGGCGGCCGGGGGGCAGGCGGCGGCGGCCGCCACCGAAGAGGAGGAGGAGGAGGAAGCGCGCCAGCUCCUGCAGACUUUGCAGGCGGCCGAGGGGGAGGCGGCGGCGGCGGCCGGGGUCGGAGCCGGAGCCGGCGAAACCGCGGCGGGAGCGGAGGACUCGACGUCCCCAGUCGUCCCCGGAUCGCCCCCGGAGGCCGUUCCCGAAACGCCCACGGGCCUCCGUUUCUCUCCCGAGCAGGUGGCAUGCGUCUGCGAGGCGCUGCUCCAGGCGGGCCACGCCGGUCGCUUGAGCCGCUUUCUGGGCGCACUGCCCCCGGCCGAGCGCCUACGUGGCAGCGACCCGGUGCUGCGCGCUCGGGCCCUGGUGGCCUUCCAGAGGGGCGAAUACGCCGAGCUCUACCGCCUCUUGGAGAGCCGCCCCUUCCCGGCCGCCCACCACGCCUUCCUGCAGGACCUCUACCUGCGCGCGCGCUACCACGAGGCCGAGCGGGCCCGCGGCCGUGCGCUGGGCGCCGUGGACAAGUACCGGCUGCGCAAGAAGUUCCCUUUGCCCAAGACCAUCUGGGACGGCGAGGAGACGGUCUACUGCUUCAAGGAGCGCUCGCGAGCCGCUCUCAAGGCCUGCUACCGCGGCAACCGCUACCCGACCCCCGACGAGAAGCGUCGCCUGGCCACACUCACCGGCCUGUCGCUCACGCAGGUCAGCAACUGGUUUAAGAACCGGCGACAGCGCGAUCGCACCGGGACCGGAGGCAGUGCACCCUGCAAAAGUGAGUCCGAUGGGAACCCCACCACUGAGGAUGAGUCCAGCCGCAGCCCCGAGGACCUGGAGAGGAGUGUGGCCCCUGUGGCUGCCGAGGCUCCCAGCCAGGGUUCCAUCUUCCUGGCCGGGACCACCCCUCCCGCGCAGUGCCCCGCCUCCUCCUCCAUCCUGGUGAAUGGGAGCUUCCUGGCGGCCAGCAGCCCCUCUGCGGUGCUUCUCAAUGGCAGCCCAGUCAUCAUCAACAGCCUGGCCUUGGGCGAGGCCUCCAGCCUCGGGCCUCUGCUGCUUACCGGUGGAGGGGGCGCCCCUCCACCGCAGCCCAGCCCCCAGGGGGCCAGUGAAGCCAAGACUUCCCUGAUCCUGGACCCACAGACCGGGGAGGUUCGGCUGGAGGAGGCUCAUUCUGAGACCCCUGAAACCAAAGGGGCACAGGGGUCCUCUGGGUCAGCAACGGAGGAUGCCCCAGGACCCCUGCCCCAAGUAGUCCCUGGCCCCCCACCUGCCACCACUUUCUCUCUGACUCCAGGACCUGUGCCCACUGUGGCUGCCCCUCAGGUAGUGCCACUUUCUCCCCCUUCUGGGUACCCAACAGGCCUGGGUACCACCUCCCCGCUGCUCAACCUGCCCCAGGUGGUGCCCACCUCCCAGGUGGUCACUUUGCCCCAGGCUGUGGGGCCACUGCAGUUGUUGGCCGCUGGGCCAGGCAGCCCUGUGAAGGUAGCAGCUACAGCAGGCCCUGCCAACGUGCAUCUGAUAAACUCUGGUGUGGGCAUGACUGCCCUGCAGCUUCCUUCAGCCACUGCUCCAGGAAACUUCCUCCUGGCUAACCCCGUGUCCAGUAGCCCCAUCGUCACUGGUGUGGCUGUGCAGCAGGGCAAGAUCAUCCUCACUGCCACCUUUCCCACCAGCAUGUUGGUCUCUCAGGUCCUGCCACCUACCCCCACCCUGGCGCUGCCACUGAAGCAAGAGCCAGCCAUCUCAGUGCCUGAAGGAACCCUCCCUGUGGCCCCCAGCCCAGCCCUCCCAGAGGCUCAUGCCCUGGGCGCACUCUCUGCACAGCCACUGCCAACUGCUUCUGCCGUCACCUCUGCCACCAGUCUCCCCUUCUCCACGGACUCCUCUGGCCUCCUGCCCAGCUUCCCAGCACCCUUGCCCGAGGGUCUGAUGCUGUCACCUGCAGCUGUGCCCGUGUGGCCAGCUGGGCUGGAACUGAGCACGGGAGUAGAGGGGCUGCUAGACACAGAAAAGGGGUUGGGGACGCAGACCACCCAGACCGUGCUGCGGCUGCCAGACCCCGACCCCCAGGGGCUGCUCCUGGGAGCUACAGCAGGGGCUGAGGUUGAUGAAGGGCUAGAAGCUGAGGCCAAGGUCCUGACCCAGCUGCAGUCGGUGCCUGUGGAAGAGCCCUUGGAACUGUGACCACCGGGCUUCGCAACCUCUCCUGACAAUGGUGCUUAAGGUGCGCGGGCAGGAUGGGAAGAAGGGACCCUCAGGAAACUGGCUGCAUUCUGAAGGUUCCACACUACAUCCCUCCACCCUGCACCAUCUGCAAGCCCUGGAAGAGCCUGGGGGCCUUUCCCUGCUCCGGCAUGGUCCCUUUCCUGAUGGGAGGCCUCCUGUUGGGUCCUCCUUGCUCUAAGGGCAAGUCCAUGAGGCCGUUGGGGGUCCUGACGAGGCAUCUCCCCUGCUCUGCCUGGUACUGGUGUGAGUUGAAGACCCUGCCGGGGGCAUGGAUCUCCAGCCUGGCUCUCGCCCUCCUUAACACACUAUUAAUAGUCCACUGAUAUCAAGCGUUCCCAGAACUGCCUGACAUCCCAGGCGAGGACUCAUGGCUGACAGCCCCUCCCUGCUGAGGAUACAGGUAUAGGCAAGUUGGGGGGGGGAAGCAGACUCAGGCCCUAGAAUCACCUCCAGCCCCAGACCAAAGAUUCCCUCAUCCCGGGGGCAACCUGACCCGUGUCUAGUGUGUAUUGUAAAUUUUAUUUUUCUAGGACAUGUUAUCCCUUCAUUUCAAUUAAAAUAAAGUUAACAGAUAACAGCCACUGGGGGUGUUGGUUACCUCCCAAACAACUAGCCCAAA
Messenger RNA from Jaculus jaculus (lesser Egyptian jerboa), 2895 nucleotides. RefSeq names its product SIX homeobox 5 (gene Six5). Lineage: Eukaryota; Metazoa; Chordata; Mammalia; Rodentia; Dipodidae. The coding region runs from base 18 to 2234 and encodes 738 amino acids. Gene Ontology annotation, cellular component: transcription regulator complex; nucleus. Gene Ontology annotation, molecular function: DNA-binding transcription factor activity, RNA polymerase II-specific; RNA polymerase II cis-regulatory region sequence-specific DNA binding. Gene Ontology annotation, biological process: regulation of transcription by RNA polymerase II. The record is from RefSeq and is a predicted model, not a curated record. The transcript is spliced from 3 exons.